UCGAUUUUACUGAGGUAUAGCACAGGGUUACCAGCGAAAGCACGAGUGUGAUCCGUUACCGCCUCGAUGGCGCGCCGCCCAUCGUUAUGACCGCCAUGGAUGCGUCGCGUCACGCGCGAGUGCGCCUAGCGCCGCCGGACAGAUCGCAGCGAGGCGAUGGCGGCGGGGCGAGUGGUAAGGGCCGCGAGAGGGAGAGGGAGCGGGAGUCGCGCGAGUCGCGGCGGCGGCAGCUGCAGCGGUCGUUGGACGAGGCGCGGAAGCCAUUCGCGGCCGCCCUCGCCGUCGCCUGGAAAGGCAGCCGGUCCAUGGCAGGACACGUGGCAGUGGCAGUGGGCUUCCUGCGACACUGCCCUGCACAGUCAGCUGCUACGUGGCUUGCAGCGAUUGCUUGAGUUCGUGGCGGCCAACGAGAUGCCUCUGUGGAGUGACGUGGCGUGCCGGCGAGCAGUGAAGUCGCUCUUUGAGUCGGCCUGCGCCGCGCUGCUCUACCUGCUCGCGUCCGUCGCCCCGCCCGCGCUGCCCUGCAUGCGGCAUCAGGCGGUGCGCGCGUGCGCCACAUGUGCGUGGCGGGGGGCAGGUGGUGGCGCCACACAGCCACAGUCGCCAUGCUGCUCGCGCUGAUGGGCCACGUCGAUGCACCGUGUGAGUCGUGGGCGCUUCCCCGUGGAUUUAAGUUCAAAGGAGAGAGGGGGGGGGAAAGAGGGGAGGGGGGGUGGAUGGAUCGUGGCACAGUGGCCGAGAGCCGCCCCCAUGAGUUGAGUCAUGAGUGCUCUCACAGGGGCAGUGCGGAGCGAUCCAUGUGGCUUGGCUUGCCUUGGGGCGGGUACACAGUGGCACAGUGUCACAGUGGCACAGUGUCACAGUGGCACAGUGGCACAGUGUCACAGUGGCACAGUGGCACAGUGUCACAGUGGCACAGUGUCACAGUGGCACAGUGGCACAGUGUCACAGUGGCACAGUGGCACAGUGUCACAGGCGCCGCAUGCACUGCAUGCUGCUGUGGACCACCUCUUGGCUCGCUCUCCUCCUCCUCUCUACUUCGUUGCCCAUUUACCUGCCCUCCUUCGCCCGUCUUACCUUGCCUUUCGCAGCAACCAAGCCCCACCCCUUGCCCUUCCGCUUGCCCUUCCAUGCCCUCUUGUGCGCAUUGUCCGCGCACUCGCGCCUGUCCCAGCGGACGAGGCGGUGCUGGACGCCUGCACUGCCAUCGCUGCCUCCCUCCUCAUCCUCCCCCCUCAACCCCUCUCUCGCCCACUCACCCACGCCCCCAUACCCGCCCUCCCCUCCUCCCUCCUCGCACUCUCCCCCACCACGAUCCUCCUCCCUUCCCCUCCUUCCCCUCCCCUCUCCCUGCCGCUCGCGUCCGCCUGCCUCACCCCUGCCGUCCUCACCUCGCUGUGGCGCCUCUAUCUGUCGCCCGCCACGCCUGCGCCUGGGACCGCGGCAGGGAAGGACACAAGUGCCAACUGCUACCGCCAUGCUCACAGCGCCACUGCUUCUGCGCCUCUUCCUGCUGCUGCGGCUUCUCACACGGCCGCCCCACCUUCUGCAGGGAGGGAGGACACGGGGCAGUGCGAGUCAAGAGCACACUGCAGCACGGACAAAAGCAGAGCCCUGGAUUGCAAUACAGAAAACGCCACCAGCAGAAGCAGCAGCAGCAGCCCUGCCUGCCAGCACAGAGCGCCCUGGGAGGCGCGGAGGCCAGCAGCGGUGGCGGCAGUGCUGCACGUGCUGCAGCUGCUCGCGCACCGCUGGCCGCCCGCCCUCUCAGAGAUCACGAGAGAGCUCCUCCCGCUGCAGCAGUGGCCUUUGGCUGGCAGUCAAGAGAGUGCAGGUGGGGGGGGAGGAGCGACAGGAGGGCACACAGUGGAGAGGAUGUGGCGCAUGGCACAGGUGGUGGGCAUGGCAGCGGCGAGUGGCGGCCAUGCGGAUGAUGGUGCGGUGGCGGAAGCAGCAUUGAGCCUUCUCAACGUCAUGGCACAGGACCCCUCGGUGUGCCACAUGCUGCUGCGGCCGCCUCUUGACCUCCUGCCAGCUCUCGCCCGCCAUCUCACGCCCUCCCCAUCUUCCCGCUCCUCCUCAUUCUCCUCCCCCUCCUGCACCUCAUUCUCCUCCCCCUCUUCCCCCUCCUCCUCGUUCUCCUCCCCCUCCUGCACCUCAUCGCCUGUCCCGCGUGCCGCCAAGCCGCCCUCGCCCUCGUGCGAGCACUUGCGAGCCACCCGUCCUUCGCUGCUGCCUGCCGUCAUGCAUCUCCCUCCCCCACUGCUGCUGCCACUGCCACUACUGCGUCGCCCCUCAAACCCCUCCUCGCCUUCUCCCUGCGAGCAGCCCUCGCACGCCUCCCCCUCCCUUCCUGCCACUGCUCCCACCCUCCUUCGCUCCGCCUCAUCUCAUCUGCCUCUUUCCCUGCCAGCUCAGCGCGCGAUGACUCAGCAGCCAGCCAUGUGGCAGCAGCUGGCUGGCAGACUGCAGCAAGUGUCUUGUGCUGGCCGGGCACCCAUCAUGACCCGGCCGUGCUGUGGGCGGCACGCUUGUCUGCAUCUGCGUUGAUGCAUGCCCUGCUGGGCGGCGCGGUGGAUGGAGAGUCAGAAUGUGGAGAGGCGAGC
Molecule: messenger RNA, 2606 nt
Organism: Closterium sp. NIES-67
Lineage: Eukaryota; Viridiplantae; Streptophyta; Zygnematophyceae; Desmidiales; Closteriaceae
Source: the annotation of a GenBank genome assembly